Messenger RNA from Heteronotia binoei (common prickly gecko), 1044 nucleotides. Its product is annotated as protein FAM181B-like. NCBI's taxonomy places the organism in Eukaryota, Metazoa, Chordata, Lepidosauria, Squamata, Gekkonidae. The coding region runs from base 1 to 1044 and encodes 347 amino acids. The record is from RefSeq and is a predicted model, not a curated record. The transcript has 2 exons.
AUGGCCGUGCAAGCGGCGACCCUGCACGCCCACCACCACCCCUUCGUCCCCUUCUGCUUCCCGGCGGGGCUGGGGGACUUCGGCGAGGCGGAGAAGGGCUACGACGACGGCGGGGGGCUUCUGCUCGGAGCAGGGGGCGGAGGAGGCGAGGCCGGGGGGGACUGCCGCGAAGCCACCCGCGACUUGCUCAGCUUCAUCGACUCGGCCUCCAGCAACAUCAAGCUGGCCCUCGACAAGCCGGUGAAAUCCAAGCGGAAGGUGAACCAUCGGAAGUACCUGCAGAAGCAGAUCAAGCGCUGCACGGGCAUGAUCGGGGGAGGAGGAGGGGGCGGCCCGGCGGCUCCCGGGCCUCAGGACGCGCCGCGGACUUCUCCGACGGGGGCGCCGUCGGCCUCCACGUCGCCCCCCGGCGGCGGAGCGGCGCAUUGCAAGGCGCCGGCCAAGCGCGAAGGCGGCACGUGGCAGAGCAAGAGCCUGGCCGCCCUCUUCGACUCGCUGCGGCAACAGCCGUCGGGCUUCGAGCUGGAGCGCCCCCUGGUGCCGGCGGGCGGCAGAGAAGGCGCGUCGGGGCCCUCCCCCAGCGGGAAGAAAGUGCCCCUUCGCAAACGCAACCUGCCGCCCUCCUUUUUCACCGAGCCCAUCGCCUCCCGCUCGACGGCGCCCCCCAGCCCGGCUUUGAAAGACCCCGCCGGCCCGGAGGAGCUCUUCGACCUCCUGGCCGCCGCCGCCCCCGAGUUUGGAAACCUCCUGCCGGAGCAGCAGCAGCCGCUUUACCAGACGGGCAGCCGCCUGCAAGCGUCGUCGGAGCUGGGCGGGGAGUUCGAAUCUCUGCCGCUGCUCCCCCACUUGAUGUACCCCGAGCCUCCCCUGCGCCCCCUGCCGGCUCUUUACGCCGGACCGUCGGACCCUGCCGGGGCGGAGAGCAGCCCGACGGCUCACCUGCCUGCCUUCGCUCCCUUCUUCCCCGAUUGCCCCCUGCCUCCUCCCCCAACCGUGCCCUAUGACUAUCCCGCAGGCUAUGGCCGGGGGGCCACCUUAUUUUAA